Dioscorea cayenensis subsp. rotundata (Guinea yam) is the source of this 2010-nucleotide messenger RNA. Its product is annotated as truncated FRIGIDA-like protein 1. NCBI's taxonomy places the organism in Eukaryota, Viridiplantae, Streptophyta, Magnoliopsida, Dioscoreales, Dioscoreaceae. The transcript is spliced from 3 exons. The record is from RefSeq and is a predicted model, not a curated record. The coding region runs from base 61 to 1593 and encodes 510 amino acids.
AAGGGACACAUUCCUCUCACUCUCUCGCGCCCUGGCUAGGGUUUCAAGGUUCUCCCUUGCAUGGCGAUGGAGACGAAGGAGAUCAAGGCGGCCAUCCAAUCGAUCCCCAAGCAGAAGGAGGAGCUCCGGAAGGCUUUUGAAUCCCUUCAGUCUUUCUCCUCCGCCUUCGUCUCCUUCACCCUCCAAUGGAAGCAACUCGAUGACUAUUUCUCCUCCGUCCAAUCCUCCAUCGAGUCUCGCUUCCAGGCCCUCCGAUCCCUCGAGUCCUCUCUUCCCUCGCAGUCCUCUGCCGCUGCCACCGCCGCUACUGUUCCAUCGGAGCCGAACCCUCCGGUAGAGCCGGAGAUAUCGCCGAGGUCUGAGCUCAUGCUUCUUUGCACUAAGAUGGAUGGAAAGAACCUCUGCACCUUCAUAAUCAUGCACCGCAAGGACAACCCUGUUAAUCGGGAUGAGCUAAUUCCGGCCCUGCGCGCUGCUCCCGAUGCGGCCGCGCUUGUGCUCGACGCUUUGGAUGGUUUCUAUUCGGAUGAGAUGAAGAGUAACGGUAAGGAUGGUGAAAUUCUGGCUAUUCGGAGGACUUGCAUUAAUCUGUUGCAGCGGGUUCAAGAAUUGGGGCCUGAAAUCAAACAACCCAUCAAAGAUAAGGCAAAGAAGGUUGCGGUCCAGUGGAAGGCAAAGGUCUCGGAUGAUGGCGAUGAUUUAGAGGCGCAUGGUUUCUUACAGCUGCUGGUGGCUUAUAAACUAGUUGACGAGUUUAAGGUGGAUGAGGUUUUGGAUGUUGUGGUUUUGGUUGCGAGGAGAAAACAAACUAUUGAACUUUGCAAGGUCUUGGGGGUUGAGAUGCAUAUUCCUGAGCUUAUUCAGAAACUUAUCAACAAGGGGAAGCAGCUUGAUGCUGUCAAAUACAUUCAAGCUUUCAAUUUGAUAGACAAGUAUCCUCCUGUACCCCUUCUAAAGUCAUAUCUAAAGGCAACUCGAAAAGCUGUCCAGGAAAUUCGGUUAAAGGGAAAUUAUUCCACUCAGAACAUGAAUGAUGCCAUGGUAAAAGAACUUGGUGCCCUGAAAAGUGUACUGAGAGCAAUUGAGGAAUAUGGGUUAGAAUCAGAGUAUCCACGUGAACAUCUUCAAAAACGUAUCACACAAUUGGAGCGGCAGAAAGCAGCAGAGAAGAAACGAACUGCUACAGACACUGCUGCCUCAAACUCGAAGAUGCAGCAGCAACAACAACAACGCAAGCAACAUCAGCAAACUAAUAAGAGACCUCGCCCUUUAACUGCCUCAACAACACCAACAGUUGCUAGCUAUCCUCCCCCUCCACUUGUUCGAAAUCAGCCUCAGUUGGGGAUGCCUGAACGGGCAUCUUUUAUGGGUUCAGCUGGCUCUUAUGGCAUAGCUGGACCUUCUACCCAUUAUCACCAUGCAGGUCAUAAUCUUUUGCCAGCAACUGCAGGACUUGGUGGACUGGCUGCUCCACCAAGCUCUUAUCUUUAUCCUUCAGAGCACAUUGUAGGCUCUGGGUUGUAUGAUAGGUCUUUGCCAUAUGGUGGUUACUCCAUAUCUGGAUUAUCCACUCCUUAUGGUCCUGCUCGUUGACCCUAGGAUUUAUUCACCGCAAUGACACCCUUCUCUAUGUUUGUUUAUAGAAGUAUAAUAUCCUGUUCGUGUUCUUUUUAGCUCUGACUAUAAACAUAAUGCUUUUAUAUAAGAUGUGAAAUUUAAUAUCAAAAUUAGAUAUAUAUUGCUCUUAAUGUGUUAUGCAGUCAGCCAAAGUUCUUUUUGUUUGUGACAUUUGUCUACAUGUCAAAAACCUACAUGGCGAUGCUGUGUGUGAUAGAUUGAUCAGUUGAGAAACUGUUAAUCUGUUAUAGUCAACAUUUUAUUGUCUGUAUUAUAUAGUUGAUUGGAUUCUAUCAUUCUAGGAUUGUUUUAUGGAUUGAUAAAUGAUCCUAGAUGAUGUUAGCUAAUUGAAUUUCAUGGUUGGAAGCUCUUGCUUCUGUUACUUGACUUUUA